Messenger RNA from Prunus mume (Japanese apricot), 1852 nucleotides. NCBI's taxonomy places the organism in Eukaryota, Viridiplantae, Streptophyta, Magnoliopsida, Rosales, Rosaceae. The record is from RefSeq and is a predicted model, not a curated record.
UCAGGAGAUGAUAUGAACUUGUAUAUAUAUAUAUAUGCAUAGUGUCUGAAGCAGGAGGUAUAGGAGGAGGAAAAACAAAGCUCAAAAACAUCGCAUCCCAUAGAAAAAGAAGGUGAGGGAUCGCAUUCCACACAAAAAAAAAAAAAAGAAAAAAAAAAAAGGAGAUGGAGAUGUUAGCAAACACAGGUCACUCGGAUAGAAAUAUUACUACACCCUUAUUGGAGGCAGGUAGUCAUGGAGAAGAAGGAACAAAAAGAAAGAGGAGGUCAUGGAAGAAAGUGUACUUGGACCUGGUGGAGGCCGAAAAACAGGCAGGUGGGCAUGGAGAAGAAGGAUGCGAAAGAAGGUGGUGGAACAACCUGUUAGACAUUGAGGAGGCCAAAAAACAGGUCUUAUUUUCAUUGCCAAUAAUUCCCACCAAUGUGUUCUUUUCCUUGAUCCCAUUGGUCUCAGUCAUGUUUGCUGGCCACCUUGGUGAGCUUCAGUUGGCUGGUGCAACCCUGGCCAACUCAUGGGCCAAUGUUACUGGUUUCGCGCUCGUGGUUGGUUUGAGUGGAGCUCUUGAGACACUUUGCGGACAAGGCUUUGGUGCAAAGUCGUACAGAAUGUUGGGGAUUUAUCUACAAGCCACUUGCAUCAUAUCCUUCCUGUUAUGUUCCAUCAUAUCCAUAAUCUGGUUCUAUACAGAGCCCUUACUGAUUUUACUCCGUCAAGAUCCUCAAAUUUCAAAAACUGCAGCUCUCUUUUUGAAACAUCUAAUCCCUGGAUUAUUUGCAUAUGGAUUCCUGCAAAACAUCUUGAGAUUUAUUCAGACACAAUCUGUAUAUGUCAUGCCAAUGGUCUUCUCAGUGAUUGCGAUUAUUUUUCAUAUUGGCAUCACAUAUGGUUUGGUACAUUGGACAGCUCUUGGGUUCUUGGGAGCUCCAAUUGCAGCCUCAAUUUCUCUAUGGUUAUCUGUUCUUAUGUUGGCCUUCAAUGUCAGUUGUACAAAGACUUUUGAGCGUACGUGGGAAGGAUUUUCGUUUGAAUGUUUCGAUUAUAUCCUCACUGGCUUAAACCUGGCCCUCCCCUCUGCAACAAUGGAAUGUUUGGAGGAAUGGGGUUUUGAGAUUCUAGUGCUCUUAGGUGGAUUGAUGCCAAACUCUGCAAAAACAAGUUCACUACUUGCAAUGUGUGUAAAUACACAAGAAAUUGGUUACAAAAUUACAUAUGGCCUCAUUGCUGCUGCCAGCACAAGGGUGUCAAAUGAAUUGGGAGCAGGCAAUCCAGAUAGGGCUAAGAAUGCAAUGGUUGCGACUCUUAAGCUCUCCGUGCUUCUUUCUUUCACGAUUAUUCUGGCUCUUGUGUUUGGUCACAAUAUUUGGGUUGCCUUCUUCAUUGACAACAAUGCAAGUUAUGCAGUAUUGAGAGAGGAGUUUGCUUCCAUGACACCAUUGCUUGCAAUUUCAAUAAUUGUUGAUUCUGUUCAAGGUGUCUUUUCAGGUGUGGCUAGAGGAUGUGGGUGGCAACACUUGGCUGUGUAUGUAAAUUUGGCAACAUUCUAUUUGAUUGGUAUGACAAUUGCUGGUCUUCUUGGAUUCAAGUUCAAACUAUAUGCCAAGGGCUUGUGGAUUGGUAUAACCUGCGGUCUCUCCUUUCAAGCAAGCACACUCUUGCUGAUUACACUGCUCAAGAAAUGGCCCCGAUCAGAUUUAUCUAAAAAUCCAGAGGAAGGAAACCCAGUUUUGGUCUAGAUAAAUGUAAGGCAAAAGUAAUUGUUAAACAACAAAUUACCAUUUGGGGAAAACUUAGUUUAUGCAUUCAUCGAAAAAUAAAACAAAAUAAGAGUAUCCAUGAAGUAACAUUGUUUGGC